CUUCAAUGUUAUUUUUUUGCAUUCAUCACUAUCUUCAUGAUAACUGGCAUUGUGGCCCUUAUUAUGGGAUCAAUUUGGCUUCGACAAUCGUCUGAUGGUGCUCCACGAGAUGCAGUUAUCUCACAAGAGAUUGAGCGAGCUGGAACAAUAAUUGCAGCUGUCGUUGCAGUGAUUUCGUUGAUUGGAUACAUUGGAGGAAGUGCGCCUGUACGUCGUAAACCAUUCUUGACUGCAUUCGCAUGGUUGAUUGUAGCGGCGAUGGUGGCAGAGCUAGCCUUGGGUGGCGUUAUCUGGUUCAAGACCCUACGGAUGCGUAGUCUUUUUGCUUCACAAUGGUUGGUUUGGCCUGAGUCCCUCAAGGUCACCUUUCAAAACAUGACAAGUCUGCGAGGAUAUGGGCAGUGCUGCGGAUACCAUGAUAGCAUGAAUAUUGUAUAUUCAGGCCUAUGCGCCAGAAAGACCGCAGCAAUGUAUCCAGGAUGUGAAGAAAAAAUAUCGGCAUUCGCGGACAGUUAUUUAAGGAAGUUGUAUACAUCGCUCUUUGGAUUCACCGUCGUGAAUGUUGUUUGUUUUGUCAGUACUAUAAUUGUGAUACAGGCUAGGAACGAUGAAGAGCGAUACAUCCGCAUUGGAAAGAAAGAAGGCAGGACUUACAAAAACUCAAUUUAGAG
This is a messenger RNA of Lobosporangium transversale, 671 nucleotides long. RefSeq lists its product as hypothetical. The transcript has 3 exons. Bases 37 to 669 code for a protein of 210 amino acids. NCBI's taxonomy places the organism in Eukaryota, Fungi, Mortierellomycota, Mortierellomycetes, Mortierellales, Mortierellaceae. The record is from RefSeq and is a predicted model, not a curated record. Gene Ontology annotation, cellular component: membrane.